This is a messenger RNA of Conger conger (European conger), 2404 nucleotides long. RefSeq names its product UBA_like_SF and PTH2 domain-containing protein. Gene Ontology annotation, molecular function: protein binding; peptidyl-tRNA hydrolase activity. The transcript has 7 exons. NCBI's taxonomy places the organism in Eukaryota, Metazoa, Chordata, Actinopteri, Anguilliformes, Congridae. The record is from RefSeq and is a predicted model, not a curated record. Bases 324 to 878 code for a protein of 184 amino acids. Gene Ontology annotation, cellular component: mitochondrion; cytosol.
UACUGACGUUUUGUAGCAGUUUUGUAACACGGGUCCAGUUCUAUGACGGACCAAGCUCAAAAAUUACGCCCCACGCGAGUGUGUAUCCGCUAGCGAUCAGCGGGUGGCAACCAUGAACAAAAUGGUUUUGUGUGGCUUGUCUUUAUAAUUAUAUUUUCUGCAGUCAUUGUGGAUUUUAUCGUAACACUGAAGUAACACAUUGGAGAGAGAAAGGAAAAAUACAAAUAGGCUAGUUACUUAGCUAAUAGCACUUUCCAGUUCUGUACAGUUUGUGGCUGGCUAGCUAGCUAAGUUCGGGACAAGCUACGCAGUGUUAACAGGCAAUGGAGCCAUCAGAAGGAUCCGCCCCAGAUUCAGGCAGCCAGGAGGUGAACCCUGUCUACCUUCAGCAGCUACGGGAGUUGGACAUUCCCGAAGAGGCUGCUAAACAGGCAUUGCUGCACACCAGGAAUGUAUCCGCUGAGGAAGCUGCCAUGUAUUACUUCAACAAGUUGGAAAACGAGUAUGAAGGUGAUGAGGAUCUGAUGUUCAAGAUGGUGUUUGUGGUGAACAUGGACCUGUCUAUGGGGGUGGGGAAGGUGGCUGCUCAGGUGGGGCAUGGUGCAGUGGGGCUGUACCAGGCUCUACAGGAGAAGAACAGCUGGAGAGAGAUGGCCUGGAAGUGGGACCAAGCUGGGGCAAAGAAGGUGGUGCUUCAGGGCACUAACAUGGCUCAUCUUCUGGAGCUACAGGCUCUGGCCAUGAGUCUCAAUCUGCCCACGUACCUGGUGCAGGAUGCUGGUAGGACUCAGGUGGAGGCUGGGUCACGAACCGUUCUGGCCAUUAUCGGGGAGGAGGAGAUGGUUAACAAUGUGACGGGGAGCCUGAAACUGCUCUGAGAGCCAGGAUGUGCAGUGCUACAGACCGACCAGCAGAGGGCAGAAUCUAGUUACGGCGGAGGGUGUCUACUCGCAAACGUAGACACACAGCCAUUUUUAUUUUGUUCCCUUUCUGAGCCAUCGACUGGAGGUACAAGGAAAGGACGCCAGCCUGACUCAUGAGGAAGGACUGAUUCUACAAACCAACCAGGGUGGCUGCAUAUUAUCAGGAAAAAAAAGUAUAAGAGACAGAAGAAGCCAAAUAUUGUGGCAAGAAAGAAGCACAAAAUAAUCAUUAUAUUAAAUGUUAAGACGUUGAGAACAAUAUCUCAGACCAUGUUCCCAAAAUACUGCUUAGCAGACUGAGAAAUAAUAGCUCCCAGUACAUUGCUGAUUGUUUAAUCACAGUAGUUUAAUGUUAUUCAAAGAUAACAAUUCUGACACAUUUAAAGGUAAAUGGUUAGCAUUUAUAUAGCGCCUUUAUCCAAAGCGCUGUACAAUUGAUGCUUCUCAUUCACCCAUUCAUACACACACUCACACACCGACGGCAAUUGGCUGCCAUGCAAGGCGCCGACCAGCUCGUCAGGAGCACUUGGGGGUUAGGUGUCUUGCUCAGGGACACUUCGACACAGCCUGGGCAGGGGAUUGAACUGGCAACCCUCCAACUGCCAGACGACUGCUCUUACUGCCUGAGCCAUGUCGCCCCUAAAGUAGGAACUUUUAUCUCCCCGUUAAUUUUACAGUAAAGAACGCAGAAUGGAAAAAUAAUUAAAUGAUGACGCAUGUUGAUGACCAUCCUUUAAAGUACAGAGUCUUAAUGUCCAGUUCUCAGUAUCCUGUUAGUCUUAGUGGAAGCCAAUUACAUUUUGUUUGGGGGAGGAAAAGUUACAUUUUGUCCUUUACAGUUCUUGGACGUAAGGUUUGCAUUAACACUGCAUUUUAUUUCUGCAUCUGAAACCUUGCAAAUGCUUGUGCUUUGGAAACCUAUCUGACACCACAAACAUGUUCAGUUAUUGCAUAUAACCGGUGGGGCUGUUGAAAUUGCUGUCAUUUUUUUCCAUUUAUAGAACAGAUGUGUAACUUCACAUAAUCUUGAUGUAAGUGGAAGACAUUGUUUUGAUGACAAAGCACUGCAGUCAUCCUGUCAUUUCUUGAAACCUCACUGCAUGAGCCCAUGUGGUGUCUGGCAUACAUGCGUUACACUCUUGUGUUUUUACAAAGUUGUAUACAAUCAAGUGAUUGGAGUACUUCCUGGAGUUGUAAAUGAGUAGCUCACAUACAAAAUGCAAGUUUAAUUUAUCUUUUGUCCGUGUGUUUAUGUGACAAUUUUAAUGGGCAAAAAAGUAAUAGGUUAUUCUACAAUAUACAAGUGCUACACGCACGACAGGAUAUUUUUUUAAAGAUACAGAAGUUUUGGUUGCAAAUUAUUGGAAAAAUGAACUAGUGUAACGUGUGACAAUUUGUUUAAUCGGGAGUGAAUGGAAUAUAUUUUUUCCAUUAAUAAAUGUUUGGUUUCCAAUUCCUGACCUAUAGCGUCAGAGACUAUA